Molecule: messenger RNA, 19130 nt
Organism: Bursaphelenchus okinawaensis
Lineage: Eukaryota; Metazoa; Nematoda; Chromadorea; Rhabditida; Aphelenchoididae
Source: the annotation of a GenBank genome assembly
AUGGCCAAGCUCAAGAUUCCUUUGUCGCUCAGAAGGCUAUCUUUGGUCUCGAUGAUUCAUUUGGAACAAACAGUUGAUUUAACUUUAAAUGGUAAUGUUUUUGUGACAUGCGAAGGUAGGGUAAUGGCUAGAGGUGUAGUAGAUGAUGUUGUUGAUCAACGUAAAUUAAAUGAAGAUAUUCUACCGAAUAAUGUAGUUUCUACCUUGUUUAAUGUUGUUGGUUAUGAGAUGGAGACGUUUUUACACGAAGAUUUCUACAAUUUUAUGAAUAAUAUUGGCUACGAACAUCGUGGUAGGUUCAGAUCGGUGUACAUGUUGAAGGUCGUGAAGAAAGGCGUAGAUGUAUACGGAGAAGUUAUGUUUAAAAGUAAUUUGUUGGAUGUGACUUUGGACGGACUUUGGCAAAGCAUGGUAUUUGCGUUACUUUACUACGAUGAAAGAUACGAUAAUGAACGACACGAUACAGCAUCUUUACAAGAUGCAUCCGAACUAUUGAUACCUUCAUUUUUUGGACGAAUAUUUAUUGACAAACACGAUGAACAGCCGAAGUUGGGAACGUUUAAGGUAAAUAUAGGUGAAUGUUCAGGAGAUUUUAAGUUAACUAGCGACGACAAGGUGAUUGUGUCUGGCAAGAACAUGGUAUUCACCACGAUUUUAAGUAAAAACAGAAGCGCUGAUACAAAAUCAAAAAACGAGAUGGGAAUAUUUAAAGAUGAACAAAAGGAAGCGAUGCCUAAUAACCAGCCUGUCGAAGUACCACGUUCUUUUAAUAGUAAUGAUAGCAGUUAUCAAAAUAAGCACGUUAAUGGCAAAGCAGGUAUAAUAUCUACUGCAUGUCGUCUGCCUGGGAAUGUACGUUCAAUUGAAGACUUUUGGACAUUGCUAACAUCGAAAGAAGUUGUUAGUCGUCGAAUUCCGAUAAAUCGAAUUCAGAACAGAGAUGACCUGAUACGAGGACGAAAGUACGGUCGUAUUUUAGAAGGCGGAGGGUUUCUGGAGGAAGACAUAUCUCUGUUUGAUGCCAAGUUGUUUGGAAUCUCUGAAAUCGAAGCCAGAGCGAUGGAUCCUCAACAACGGAUAUUGUUAAUGUGUGUGUACGAAGCUAUUGAGAGAGCUGGGAUGAUGAAACCUUCUAAGCAUGAACAACAAGAUUCUAUUGGCAUCUAUGUGGGAACAAUGGGCUCAGAAUACUGCACGACCGAUGACAAAAGUGCAUUGGGGAUGUUUGGAAGUUCAAUCAGUUUCUUAUCAGGCCGAAUCAACUACUUCUUGGAUUCUGUAGGACCGUCAGUUGUUGUAGAUACAGCGUGCUCAUCGUCGCUUGUAGCUUUGGACAUGGCUCUCCAGAAUCUAGGUUCAGGCCGAAUUCAGAAGGCGAUCGUGGCAGGAGUCAACUUGAUUUUGUCAGAAGAAGCGAUGGGACAAAGAGCCAACGGUAACCUUUUGUCUUUUGAUGGAAUUUGUCAUUCUUUCGAUCGGAAGGCCUCUGGCUACGGUAGAUCUGACGGUAUUGUAGUGAUAGUACUCGAGAUGGCAAAGGAAGACUGUGAAUACGAAGCACUGCUAGAAGAUACAAAUGUGAAUCAUGAUGGGCGAUCAGCUGGACUGACCGCGCCUAAUGGGAAUGCUCACUAUCAGCUGAUAAAGAAGCUUAUCACUGGGAGGAAGGUGUCGUUCUGGGAAUGUCAUGGUACUGGUACUGCAUUAGGAGACCCAAUUGAAGUGAAUGCUUUGAACAGAGUGCUUUGUGAUACUCAGAAGGAAGAUACUACUUCAGGAGAUAAAAAUAUUGUACCAAAUAAGACUUCAGAUGGCAAUCGUAUCAAAACAAAGGUUUACUUGAGUACUGCCAAGGCAUGGAUGGGACAUACUGAAGCUACAAGUGGAUUAGUCGGAAUUCUGAAGGCGAUUCUACAACUGAAACAUGACAGAAUACCAGGGUUGCCUGACUUUGAAGAAGUAAACAGCCAGAUAAAACUUGAUGAUGAUGUUGUGAUAGCCAAAGAAGAUGUCGUACUUGAAGGAACACUAUGUGGAGUCUCCUCGUUUGGUGUAGCUGGAACAAAUGCUUGUGCCAUUUUGUCAAAAAGUACUUUUAAGAGCAAGACGAGAGCAGCUGAUGGCAUUGGCUUGAUCCCGAUAUCAGCUAAGACAGAUAAAGCAUUAGAUUUGAUGCUUACAAAGAUUCUGACUUACGGUGACUUCACCACUGCUUCAGUAGCGUUUUCUUUGUAUAGGCAGUGUUUCACAGAACAUCGUGCUGUGAUUUGUGUACGAAAUGGUAAACCACAAAGAAUACCGAGAUACGACAUGAACUUUGAUGACAUAACUUGUGAAAUAGUUGACGGUGAAUCAGAAGAUCUUUAUUGUAGGCUUAAUGACUCACGAUUGAAGGGUGGCAGGAACGUCUAUUACAAGAAGAACAAUUACAAGAGUACUGUAAUUCUACUUCAAAAGCUUAACGAAUUUGGACUGAAUCUACCUAAAAUACGAAUCUGUGACAAAGUUUAUUCGACGGGAGAUUUAAAUGACAAAGAGUUACGAGCAAAUUCACACUUGCAAAAUGUGCUUUCAAAACCAAAUACACUCAAGAUUACAGUAUCAAACAAAAUAUUCAAACUAAAUAGUGUCGAUGCAUUACAGGAUUUGCUGGCUCAAGCUUACUAUAAUGUCAAUUCAGUUAAUUGGAACGCGUUUUAUCACAGUAAUUUGUCGUAUUCCGCGUUGCGAGGCAUACCAACGUAUCAAUUUGAUAGUAAAUCUUACUGGAAGUGCAAAAAGGAACAUGUUUUUGAUGAUCCUAUAGUAGGAAAUCUUACUGUAGAAGAUACUGUAACUAACACUCAGACAUACGAAGGUUACAUCUGUAAGUUGAGGCAUAGUAAGCUGUUUGGUAGGAGAAUUGAUUACGGUAUGUUAAUUUGUGUUCUGAAGAUACUGAGCGAUUAUGAGAGGUUUGAAAUAGCUACAGUAACAAGAAAUUUAUACCAUGUCAUGGACAAGGAUGUAUGGAUGAAAACAGAGAUUACUGUAGCCAAAGGCCGGUUUGAUGUAAGAUUAUCAAUUGAAAAUACAGUUAUUUUAUCAGCUUACGGUAGCGUUUCUGAGAGAAACAGUGUCGUUCUUGAAAGACACGACGAAUACAUUGGGGUCAAGUACAAUCGUGACUGCAUGGAUACUGUAAAUGACAUUGUAUUUAUUGAUGAAAACCUGAAAAUCAAGAAUGGAAUGACGUUUAUUGUGAUAAAUAGGGAACACAAUACUGUAUCAGCGUACUGUAACAACGAAUUCAAAAAUGACAAAGACGAAGUCCUCAUUAAAGUACAGUAUGACAGUGAAGUACCGAUGCCAGUUGAUGUUAUUCAUGAUAGCUUCGUAUCUCCACCAGACACACGAACGGAACUGUCUUCAUUAGUGGCUUCAGACGUCAAACAAAGGAUAGUAUCGUGUGUGGAGAGGGCUACACUGCUUGAAUUCGACGUUGAAAAGGAUUCGAACAAAAGGCUGACUGACCUUGGACUGGAUUCCUUGGCCAUGAUUGGCUUUGUAAACGAACUCAGUUUGAUGGAUAUUACUGUAACUUCGGGUGAUUUGGCCAAGUACAAUACUGUAAAUGAGUUGGUCGAGUUCAUUGUCACAAAACCUCAAGAAUCUGGAUAUUCGUCAUCUAGAAACGUCUACAGUCCGGAUCUCUUUGUUAUGGACUAUAGCAAUGAAGGUACGGUAAAUGGUACCGUAGAAGGUCAAGAAACGGAAGUUAAUACUGUAACGAGUAGUCAGAAAGAUAUUGUGAAGGAUGAUAAAACGACAGAUAAAUUAUCAACUUUAAACAAAGACGUACUGUAUGUGCUACAAGUUACCAAUACUUUUUCGAAGCCUGACUUUACACUGAGGAUAUCACUAAAAGGUAGAACACCAUUGAUGACAUACAAGUAUCUUCACACACGGUCGAAGGUAACCUUUAAAGGUCUACUUCUGAAGUUAAACAACUUGAAGCCUAACAACAUUCUGAUCUUUUUUAAUUCAGAAUCCGAAUUCUACUCAAAAACGGUAACUUCUGUAUUCAUGGAGCUUGGUAAAGUGUUGUUAUCAAUUAAAUAUACAGUAAUGAUCACUGUAGCAGAUACAGAUGGCUGGCUGGCACCAACUGGAAUGGCAUUUAUCAAAAGUUUGGCUGCCGAAAGUUCAGGAAAACUUAAAUAUACAACUGAUAAGAAGUUGGUACGGUAUGAUGGAGACGUCACAAAGGCUACUGUAACGGGAACAUGGAUUGUGACAGGAGGAUCAUCAGGGAUCGGUUGGGAAAUGUCCAAACAUCUGGCUAAUGAACAUGAUGUUGAAGAAGUUAUAAUUGUAAGCAGAAGCAAACCUGAUAUGUUGACCAUGUUUGAGGAAUCAGAAGAUACGAUAUCUGGAUGUAGUGAAGUGUUCUACAAAAAGAUACGACAUAUACCGGUCGAUUUGACUGUUUACAAGGAUGUUCAAACUCUUCGGAAGUAUUUGAAUACCAAGUCAGUAAAGACUGUCAGUGUCAUUCACUCGGCUGGUGUGUCGUCAGAUGUAUUCUUCUCUCGAAUGACUUCUGAAUUCUUCCAGAAACCGUUGAUGGCCAAGUGUGAUGGCAUUAACAACUUGGUGAAGGCACUUAAAGGUAUUCAUAUUGACAAACUGGUACUAAACUCAUCUGUCAGUUCAGUGUUUGGCAAUUCAGGACAGUCUAACUAUGCCGUGUCCAACGCGUACCUCGAUUAUAUAAGUUCAUCACCCACCACAUUAUUUUCUUCAGUGGGUAGAACAAUAUCAGUUAAUUGGGGGAACUGGACUGAAGCUGGCUUUGCUGCUAAUAGGAAGACGAUCCAGAUGUUGGAAAGCAAAGGAUUCUACGGAUUUGGCACUGAAGAAGCGCUACAGUAUCUAGACGUUAUACUGUCAAUGACUGGAAAUAGUCAAAUAAUUGUGGCCAAAAGUAACUGGAAGAAGAUGGUCGAUAAUCGACCGGAUCUCAAGGAAAUGCUCGGUGAAGUAGUGAAAGGUACAAGUGAUAACGAAGUUUUCAAACGUUUGAGUGUCAACGACAUUAAUGAUGAUGAUACAAACUCUUUAUUACAAAAGUCACUACCCACCUCAACUGUCACAAGCGAAGGAUACGAUAAUCUGGUAAAACAAGUCAUCAGAAGUACGCUGAGCACAGUGCUGAAAGUAGAAACAAGUAGAAUCAGUGAUAACGAUGGGUUUCUGGAGCUAGGUCUAGAUUCGAUUGGAAUGUAUUCAUUAGCGAGUGAACUCAACAGUAAACUGAAGUCGACCGUGACCGUUGUGAAUCUGUUUGAACAUUAUAAUAUCGCUAAGCUGUCUGUCUACAUUAUCGAGAGUACACAGAAAGAUUCAGAAGCUGUUACGGUACCUACAAAAAGUUCUACAGCGUCAAACAAACGACUAAAGGAUUCUUUCUCUUCACCGUCGCUUGAUUCUCAGCUAACAAGGCUUUUGGAAAGACAGAAUGCACCUUCUGUAGCGACGAAGCAAGUUCACAAUGAAGAAAAACAACUUCCGAAUCUGGUGUUUCUCUUCCCAGGAACGUUCCCAUUGAACCACGACCUCAACUGGGACCUUUUCAGUGAGAUAUCGUACUUGGCACGGCAGCUAAGGACGUGCUCUGAGUACUUUGAAGAUCUUUUGAAUCUGUCUAUUCAGAAGCUCAUAACUCAUCGUGAACUUCAGAAUCUGGAUCUGCCAGUACAACAGGCCAUUAUCUUCUCUGCUUCGUACUCGAUAGCCAAGUUCUGGAUGCACUGUAAUCUACAGCCAACUUAUCUUCUUGGACACAGUUUGGGCGAGCUGGUAGCUAUUGCUAUAGCUGGUUACCUGGACUUGAAACAGGCGACAAAGUUAGUUGUCCAACGAGCUAAAGGCUUACUCAAGGCCAAAGGAAAGGGCCAAAUGAUAGCAGCUCAGCGAGAGAUACUAUCAGUGAUAUCACUGGAACAGCUGGAAUUGGACAUCGCUGCUGAUAAUGCUGAUAAUCAGAUCGUGUUAGCUGGGCCGACUAAGUCAACUGAAAGAGUCAUGGCCGAGGCAGAAAGUUUGGGGUUGGUCUCUAAAGUACUGAAUGCUGAUUAUCCAUUCCAUUCCAAACUGAUAAGAGACGAAUAUCUCAAGACCAUUAACAUUCUCAGCUGGCGCAAGGUCAAGGAGAACAAGAUUACAGUAAUCAGCAAUGUCACAGCUAGGCCUUUGGCCGAAUUUAAUGCCAAAUACGUUAAAACCCACGCCAAGUCUACUGUAUUAUUCAGAGAAUCCUUGGAUUACGUUUUGAGCAAAGGAGAAACUAUAUUCCUGGAGGUUGGACUAGGCCACCUGUUAUGCUCGCUAGUCCAAAAAAGUCUAAACAGGAAGAAUCUGAACUAUCUGAUCAUCGGAAGCACGGUAAAUGGCCAGAAAACGUUAGACUUGGCCAAAGCUAAGCUGGAACUGAAGGGUUUUGAUAUUGAUAAGAAGACUUUCGAGUUAUCGACCGGUCGACCCGCUGACUUGUUUGAUGACUUGAAGGCAAAACAUCUGAGUGUUCGGAUAAAAGAGCGCUUCCAACGACGACUGAGUGAGGAGAUACAAGGAAAAGAUCGUCAGAUUAACCCGACCAAGCUUCUGCUACACAAGAGAACGGUGGAAGUGACGGAACAGGACGUCGAAGUGAUAAGAGAUCACAUUCUGUUCGAUCUCCCGACUGCUCCAGCUGCUUUUCUCAUCAAAUGCUUCAUCGAACACGCCAAAUUCAACGAGUUCAAGAUGGCUGACAUCCGGUUGUUGUCCAAACUUUACAUCGAUGACAUUGCUGAGUUGGUGACAAACCUCGAUGGACAGAGACUCCAACUCAAGAAUGAUAACAAGUUGUUUGCCAGUUGUCUAAUCGCGCCGAAGGCCUUUCUCGAGGAUCCUGAGUUUCCAUCUGACGAUCCUGGCGUGCGUCUGAAUCCGCAAGUGUUCUACAACAGUCUGAGUAAGGCCGGCUUCCACUACGGCCCUUCUUUGAGGUUAAUAUCCGAUAUCAGGCUGAUGACUGGCAACAGAAUCCGAACCAAAUGCACGGCUCCGAAGAAACCGUGGAUCUCUAUUGAUUUGGCACUACAGAGCUUGAGCUGUGGACUGUUUGAUCCUCUGUUCCCAUGUUGUUAUGUACCUGUCAGGAUCGGAGAGUUAUACGCAAGGUUACCUCUAAUCACUGAUAAGAACGAAUGGACGUUUCACGGUGAAAUCAUAAAGAAGGAUCCUCAGAUGGUCGAAGGGAAUAUCGCCGCCUUCUCCAAUGGAGUACUAUCAGUACUAAUCAGGGACGUCAAGGCCGUUCGUAUGUCACGAAACACGAUUCGUCGACCGCUACGAAGAAAUGCGUUAUCGACCGACGAUGAAUUGGGUGAGAUCCAGAUUGUUCCUCCAUUCUUUAAAAAGAACAAUGAUAAGAAGAGAGAGAUUGAGAAAAAGAAAGAGACGGAAGAGAGCACAAGACUGAAGGAGAGCGAAAAGAAACAAAGAAAGGAUUCAGAGGUCAAAAAAGAAAUGGCAAAGAAUGCAGAAAAGGCGACGAAAGAGUUCAAUUUCUUGAAAAUAUUCUCGAGUUUUGACGACGAAAGUGAUAAGAAGGCCAAUGAUAAGGUGUUUAAUCGGUCGAAAUUAAUGAAAAAACUGUCGAAUCCAGAGAGAAUACACAACAGUGUCAGUUACGGUACCUUGAAUCCGGUCAGUGAACUUAAUGGCACCACUUCUGCACCACAUUCAAAUGGGCUACCCAACAACAGUGACGCUAUAAAUUUUCGGCCACUUCCAAGUCCAAAGACUCGACUCAAAGGAGUUUAUAUUUGUGGUUACUACGGUAAAUUUACUUCACAAUCUUACACUUUCGUAUACGAAGACUUUACUGAACAAUCACUGCAUCAAGAUGUGCUAAAGUUACAGUAUGACUACAGAAGGUUUACCCCCGAAAAGUUUGGUCUGAGUGCCAGGGAAGUACAGUAUAUGGAUCCUUCUCAGAGAGUACUGUUAUUGUCAGCACACAAGAUUCUGGAGCAGCUUGAUCUACCGUCGUUUCCAGAAGACACUGGAGUCUUUGUUGCCGCCUCGUCUUCUGAUUUUGCUCAAAAAUGCUUUUCAGAAGCUGAGCCCUCUGGCUACUUAAUGGGUGGUACUAACCAAAGUGCUCUGUCUAACCGGCUGUCACAUUAUUAUCGACUGAAGGGGCCUUCUGUUACUGUAGACACAGCGUGUGCAUCGUUUUCUACAGCACUAUCUUUGGCAGUAGACAACAUACGAUUGGCACGGUGUAGUCACGCUCUUGUCGCAGCUGUGAACCUGAUACUUAACGACAAGACUACAGAAGUACUGAAGAACGCUGGAGUACUGAGUAAGCAUCAUCGUUGUGAUGUGUUCAGUCCAGAAGCGGCUGGCUACUUACGGUCUGAAGGCUUUGGCAUGAUUCUGAUUUCAAAUCAUGUCAGUAAAGCUAGGUACGAAGUGAAGGAUGUAUCAUCGUGUCAUGUAGCCGGCCAAAGUAAUGGAUUCUACGCACCGUGUAAGAAGACAGAAGUCGAAGUUAUGACUUCAGUCUGUAGCGAUGAUAAGGUUGAUUUGAUUGAAUGUCACGGUACGGGAACGGUAUUAGGUGAUACGACAGAAUUGGAGGCAGUAAAUGAAUAUAUACGGAAGAGAAAAUACGACGAUACUGUGUUAUUGACAUCCAGUAAGAGAUACCUUGGUCAUUCUGAAGGUGCUAGUGGCUUGGCUAGUCUUCUGGCUGUGGUAAGUAUGAUGGAGAAGGAAGAAGUACCCAAAAUGAUGGAAAAAGGAAGAGCGACAAACGUGUUAUUGGACAAACAUAUUGUCAUACCAAGAGAGAAUGUGCAGAAGUCUCUGAAGAAAGCUAUGAUCAACAACUUUGGUUUUACUGGCACAGUAAACUCUAUAUUAAUCGAGAAACUUCAAACCGACACCAAUGUAAAGGAAGUUUCUGCAUUGGAAGAAAGUAGAAUGUUGUUAUGGCCAUUUGAGAGUGAAGAUACUAUGGAAAUUGAAGAGAUUACAAAGAAGUACGUAAAGUCAGAUAAAGAUGUCAUUGAGAGACACGUUAUACGAUGGAAUCCGCCUUCUGAAGUUAUCAGUCACCAUAUCAUGAAGCUGGUAAAAGAGGUAAGGGGGCACAAAGAUGUAGUCAUAGUAGUACCAAAGGAGUAUUUGUUUGUGGUACUGACUCUACAGAAAACACUGGAAAAGGAAAUUACAGAUAUUCAUGUUACAGUAAGAUCAGAAGAAUCGUUGAAGCCAGAAUAUGGAUUCAGAAAAAUUGAAAAAGAUACGAUCAGACACGCGGGAGGUGAAGAUACAGUGACCAAAAAUACUUCUGUUAGGCACAAGAACGGUAUCAACAAAUGUUUCAUCGUGGGAGGGCAUGGUGGGGUCGGGAGGAUAUUACUCUCUGUUCUGAAUCCUCAUCGUACCGUGAUUGUUGGGCGAAGAAGAACAGAAGAGUACCCGGAUACAGUAACCUUCUACGAAGCUGACGUGUCUGACUACAAGUACAUCAAACUGGUAUUUGACAUAGAGAUGGAGAGAGAAGCCGUCGACUGUGUAGUCAACUGUGCUGGUGUAGUAGACAACGUCACCGUCAAUAACUGUAGCUUAAAAUUUUUUGAAACCACUUUCGAACCGAAAGUAUACGGUACUAAGAAUCUACUGAAGUUGUGUAAACAACAUAACGUUAGAAGGUUUAUAUGUCUGUCAUCAGUAGCUGCACUCUACGGAUCGUACGGUCAAGUAAAUUACAGUAUGGCUAAUGCGUUAAUGGAGGAGAUGGUAGAAGAAAGUGGGUUACAGUACCUCAUCCUGAAUUUAGGACCAGUAAAAGGAGCUGGGAUGUUGUACGAGGAUACAAAGAAGGCCAUCAGAAGGCAGAUUGAGGAUUCCGGAUGGGGAUUCUUGACGGUAGAAGAAGUUAAAGAGGCCUUCAGACAACUACGGUAUGCUACUGGGCAAUACAAGAUUAUCGGAAAGAAUUGUAAAGUAAACAAUUUAAAGGACGAAGGUUGUGAAGUUAACAAUAAUGUAAAAGAAAGAUACAGCAGAGAAGCGAUUCAGAAGACUCUGGUUGAGAUAAUGAAGGAAAUCAGUGGAUUAGGUAACAUUUCGAUGAUCAAAGGCCUAAUGACAAUGGGAUUCGACUCUUUGACAGUAGAACAGCUACGUCAAAGCAUUCAGAAGACAUUUAAUGUUACAGUAGAGCCAGUAGAGAUGUUUGAGAAUGUAUAUGUUGAUGACAUUGUGACUAUGAUUGAACUCAAGAUAACAUCAAGGCAAGGCUGUACAUCAUCAAAGGAAGAUGGUAAUGAUGAAGUCUUGAGUUUUAAACCUCAGAAGAUAACAAAGAACAGUUUACAGAACAAGGAUUAUGGCACUGAAGUAAAGAUGACAUCACUAUGUAGUACUACAGCAAGUACAUCUUCACAAACUGAAGAUACGACAACCAAGAUUGGCAUCGUAUCUUUCUCUGCUGAAAUACCAAAGUGUGAAAAUGAAUUUGAAUUCUUUGACAAACUUCUGAAGGGGGAAACUGUGUUUGAUUACGGUAAACGCAGCGACAAUAUUACCGAACACAAUAUUAAUGCUACAGAAAAACAUUACGGUACGAAGAAGAGUGAUAGUGAUGAUGAUUACAUCUACUGUUCGAGUCAUUUACCUUCUACUUUGGACUUUGACUUUUCUCAAUUUGAGAUCUCUCAGAAUGAUAUUGACAUCUUGGAUAACACUAUAAAGUACGCAGUAAAACAUUCGUAUCUUGCUAUGGAGAAGGCCGGCUACAGUGUUGAACAAAGGAAAAAGCUGAAGAUUGGUGUUAUCACUUGUAGCGAACCUAAAAUUGAUAAUGAAAAGGUUAAUAGACUUCCAAUACAUUGUAACAAUACUAACAGCAGUAGCUAUGGUAAAGAUGAAAGUAAAGUACGUCGCGGUACAAAUACAGAACGUAAAGUAGAACCGAAGAAGGGCUCUCUACUAGAGUUAUAUCUGGCCAAUCAAAAAGACUUCUUGGCCUUGUGGGUGUCCCAUCUGCUCCACCUUGAUGGUCCAUCGUUCAGUGUCUAUUCAGCUUGUUCAUCUACAUUAACAGCCAUACAUCAAGCUGUAUCUCUACUUCAAACCAAUGUAGAUAUGGUUGUUGUUACCGCAGUAAAUCUACUGGACAUUUUCGGACAUCAAAAGGACUUUGGUAACGUUCUGGCCACAGAAUGUGCUUGCCGACCGUUCUCUCGGCACGCCACUGGCACGGUAAAGGGAAGUUACUGCGGAAGUUUAGUGUUGAAGAAGGUGGAGGAUACAGAUGACAUUAUUGCCUACAUCAAUGACAUCUACAUUAACAACGAUGGAGGAGCAACGAAGAGUAACUUCAUGGCACCAAGUGUGGUGGGACAAACCGACUGUAUCUACAAUGUUUUGAAUGGUAACUGUAAAGACACGACGAUUCACAAAGUUACGGCGGUAAAAUGUGAUGGCAAGGAUAUAUCGCCAAUACGAUAUGUAGAAUGUCACGGUACUGGAACGAAGAUUGGUGAUGCUAUUGAGGUACGAGCUAUGAAACAAGCUUUUGAUAGAUAUUACGGUAGCAAUAACAAUAGUUACAGUAGUUCCCAUGAUAGACAUGACUACCGUAACCAGAAUGGCGGGGAUAGUGACUACAGAAAGACACUAAUUGGCUCAGUAAAAGCGAACAUAGGUCACACCUUUGCUGCUUCCGCGAUGGCGUCGAUUAUAAAAUGUCUUCUGAUUUUGGAAACUGGCAAGAUACCACGACAGAUCAACGUACCUUCUGCCGAUGUCAUCGAUGAAGUAAAAGAAUCUUGUUUUAAGGUACCACUUGAAACUACUACCAUAUCUACAGAAGAUGCUCGUGUUAUGAUUAACUCUUUUGGCAUUGGUGGUACUAAUGGUACUAUUUUGCUUUCAAAGCCUAAACGAAAUCAAAAUGUUACACUAGAUAGUACUGUAACCAAGGAUACUGUAGAAAACCGGCUGAUAGCAGGAAACGCCAGUACUUCAGACACAAAAGAUCCCGUAACCAAUAAAAAUAUAGUAGCCAAGGCAUUUUUCAUCCCGAUCAGCAGUGAUACUGUAGAAGGAUGUACUGAUAACGCCAAAACUGUUGCAUUGUAUCUUCAGUCUAUGAAGGAUGAUAUUGUUAACAUACGACGUGUAUCUUAUACACUUAUUAACCAUCGACAGCAUAAACAGUAUCGUGCAUGUGUUUUUGGAAGGAAUACUGUAGAAAUUAUAGAAAAGUUACAAAAGAUUACUGUAAGAGAUGUAAAGAUGGCCAGAUACGAUCACAAGAUAGCUUAUUACAUGUGUCACCAAGGCGUAGAGUAUCCAGGUAUACUACAAAACGAGGUCGUAGAUGUACCGUGGCUUCAGAAUUACUUUGAAGAUUUUGUUAUUGAUGGUACUACAACACCUCUAUCUGGUACUGAACAUGAUUCUACAGAUCCAGAAGUAUCAUCGGUUACAUUAUACUCCUUGUGUCACGGUAUCUUCAGAUUGUUGAUUGAUCAUGGUGUACCUGCUCCAGAAGUUUUGAUUGGACACAGUCUGGGAGAGUACACAGCUUUGGCUGUAGCUGGUGCUAUAGAGUACGACGAAGGAAGAGAGUUGGUGAGAGAAAGAGGGAAGCUGAUAAGACAGACUAAUAAGGCCAAGAUCGUGGCCAUAAAGACUUCUGAGAUGUACAUUGAAGGUCUGGAGUUGAGUGCCGUACUCAGCGAGCAUCUGAAGACGUUUGUAGCCAGCGACGAUACCAGGAUUCAGAAGUUGAAGGACGAUGGUUACGAAUUCACAGUCCUUCGAGGUAACUACGGGUUCCACUCAUCGUAUGUUACACCUAUUAUGAAGGCAUUCGGCAGAUUACUGAGUAAAUACAGGUUACGUUACUGUAAACUUCCGGUAAUAUCAACAUACGAUGGUAAAGUAGUAAAGGACGGAGAUAUACAGUAUCUGCUGGAUCACCUGGCUAGUCCGGUUAGAAUAGACAAAGCUUUGAAGACUUUGCACGAUAGUUUCAAAGAUGUGACGAUGGUAGUAGAAGUAGGCCCUGAAGGGAUUCUGAAGAAUAUUCUGAAUCCAGACAUCGUGCACGUGGCUACAUUACCAUCUUACAAGGCUGUAAAGCAAGGUAAUACUGACGGUGUUUGGAAAUGUUUGACAGAGUUAUGGAGCCAUGGGGUUACUGUAGACUUCAAUAAACUUUGUCGAUACGGUAGGAAUGACCGUAUCGAUGUUUGGUUACCGUAUGACUAUCGAAGAUGUGAAAUUCAAAAAAAUACGAUCAGUAAAAGGAAGGUAAACGCAAAGGAAACAGAAUUCUCGGUUUACCAAUCGGUUUAUCGAGCGGUAAGCGGUGAAAAUACGGUAGAAAAUACAGUAAUUUAUAUUGAGGAUACUGUAAGAAAAGACUUAAAAGAACAAACUGAGGAAUGUGACAGUAAUGUCAUCGUAUGUUUCAAAGCUGUGUCAAGAUCUAUUGAAAUUAUUACUGAAGUAAAGAAUAUCAUAGCUACAGUAAUCCAGUCAGAACACCGUAAUCCUCCGAAGAUUGUUGUAAUAUCGGAAAGGGACAAUAUAUAUGGCCAUCUUCUGAUAGGACUGAUCGACGAAUAUCUUGAUCAAGAUGUGUCAAUCAUCAUGUAUCACGUUACAGUACCCUCUUUUCAAGAUACGGUAGCUGUUGCGACUUUGUUGAAAACAUACCGUAUCACAAGUAAGGGAGUACCACGGUAUACCUACUACAAUAGACAGUUACAUCAACAAACCUACAUUGACUUUACUAUAACAACUAUAAAUACUGUCACUAAACCCAACUCUACAGUACUCUUUGUGGGUUACGGUAGUCUGGGUCAUGUGUUACACAAGCAUAUUAAGCUCAAGUUUGUGAAUCCAGAAGUGCUUCUGAUGAACCGAACCAAGAAGGAGCUUGUCGACUACAUCUACUGUGACCUCACUGACCAUGCCAAGAUACGAUCAGCUGUCAAAUCCCUCUUCAACAUUUACAAGUCGGUGGAUUACUGUAUCUUCUUGGCUGGCGUCAAGCCUUCUGGAGACAAAUUCAGAAGCGACUACAGUAAGGAGCAAGUCAUGAAGCCGAAGAUGGCAGUAAAGCCAUUGCUGGAAGAGUUCCACAAGUACGGUAUUACUGUAGCCAACUUGAUCUUGAUAUCUUCGUUAAGUUCUGUCACUGGUCUACCGUACACUUCUGAAUACACGAUGGCCAACAACUUCUUGGACAGUCUGGCUAACAACUGUGGUGUCACUAAAAUCAACAGAGUACUGUCACUUCAGUUACCACCAUUAAGAGACAGUAACAUGCUGAUGAACAAUGUCAAGCUGCUGGUCGAUAACUCGGUCGAUAUCGAGAAGGCUUCGGAGUGGGUGGUCACGAUGAUGAAGAGCGGCUCCAGUGGCGUCUACGCCUAUUCCAAUGCGAGUCCGAGUGAUAUCAGAAAUUAUGUUAGAAGCCGAGACAAGGAUACUGUAUUCAGCCAUGGGGUUACUGAAGAAGACAGAAAAGAGUUACUGAAGGACAUCUGGAGACAGAUUCUGAACACUGAAGUCGACGACGAUGACGACUUUUACAGAAUCGGAGGAAACUCUCUGAACGGGCUUCAAUUGGUUUGGAAGGUACAGUAUGCUUUCUACUGUAAUAUAACAUACGAUCAUCUUAACGACAAUCCAGUAUUUCUUGACUUUUACAGAGUAGUAUUGAGACACAGUACUAAUGGUACUGUAGGUAUAGUCAAGAGUGGUAGACUAAGCGGACCACUGAGUUACCCACAAGAACAGAUGUACUACUUGUACAAGAAGGACUACUGUAACUACAACAUCACCUUCUACAUUCAGUUCGAGGAUACUGUAGAUGAGCACAAGUUACAUUUAACUCUGUUCAAGUUACUUGAUGUUCAGAAACAGUUAAGAACGGUGUUUACUGAAGUAAAUGAUGACAUACGACAAGAUACGGUAUACACAGAGUUAGCCUUCAACAGAAGUUACAGUAGGACAGACCAGUCUUUGGAUACUGUAUUGAAGGACCUAGAAGGCCAUUACUUUGAUCUUACAGUAACCGCGAUGAAGUUCAUUGUAGGUGAUACGUUUGUGGUGGUAUGUAUGCAACAUAUCAUAACUGACGGGUGGAGCAUAUCUUUGUUUGCUGAUCAGUUCUCGAGGAUAUACAGAGGAGAACAUGUACGAGAUACCACGGUAGACUACAUCGACUAUUCUCUACAUCAGAGAGAACACUACAGUAAGAAGAAGGAGGCUGAGUACUGUAAUUACUUAGAGGAACUGCCUUCCGAGGGUACUGUAAUUUGGGGAUUUUCUUUGGAAAAUGAUUACGGUAACCAAAAUGGUGCUGUUAUUGAACGUGAUACUAAGGAUGGUACUAACGAUCGAUAUGAGGACGAUACAGUAUCAGACAGUAAUUCGAUUUAUAAAAAGGUACUUACAGUAACCGAAGGAACGACACGGUGUCUGAAGCAGAAGGCGUCACGGUGUGCUACGAGCCUGUUCAAGCUUAUUCUGACUAAGUUCCUGCUGACUUUGAACAGAUUCAAGUCGGAGUACAGUACCAGACUGGUGGUGGGAGUACCAAACGCAGGCCGAGACUGUAACCAGACUUCUGAAGUCAUCGGCUACUUCCUCAACAACUGGAUCGUCGCCGUCGAUGUAGCCGAGGUCGAGAAGUCGUUCGAAGCCUGUCUUCAGGAAGUCGACCGGUCGUUAAGAACAGCUGAGUAUUUCUCUGAGGUACCGUAUCACAAGGCUGUAGCCAGAAGUGGCAGACACGGGGAACAUCCUGUCUUUCAGGUAAGAAUUACUGUACCAUAGUGAGUUAAAUAAAGAUUGUAGUAAAGUCGUAGUAAUUUACAUUAUACUGUAACAUGACUUUGUUUCAGACCUUCUUCAACUACCGUCACUCUCUCGAGUUCCCAUCCAUCGACCUGGGUGAAGGUGUCAAUGUUACAGUAACCCAAGUCAACAACAACAAGACCUUUCCUUUUUCGGUUACUGUAGAUGAAGUGGACGAUACGAAAAUGGAGAUUACGGUAGAAUGGGACCCUACAGUACUCCAUCAUACUGUAAUUUCGCUGUUUUGCGACGAUUUUACAAAAGAAUUAAGCGACAAUAUUACUGUAGACACAGAGAUCGUAGAGGAGGAAGAGCCCUUUCAAGAUGUUAUAUCUAUGGUACUAGAACAAGACGGUACUAGUAGUGCUAUCAGACGACCAGAUGGUAAUGUAACCACGUAUUACGAGUUGUAUGACAAGAUACGAAGGCACAGUAGCUACAUCAAAGACAUGUUCUUGAAGCUGACAGGAAGAGGGAUUACUGUAGAAGAUGUUGUGGUACUGCAUCUCGACAAUUACAGUAUGCCUGAGUGGAUACUGCCAGUACUGUACUGCGGAGCUGCCUUUUGUCCUAUUAAUGUCAAUGAACCUACAGACAUAGUGAACAAUAAGCUUCGUAUCUUACAGAAUAAGCUUGUCAUCAGUGAUAAGCACUGUAACCUAAAAGUACCAUCAAUAUCCACAACAUACAAUGACAUUGCUUACUAUGACACACUACCAUCGUACAAGAACUUAAAGUAUAUCGACACUAAAAAUACAGUAUCUCAGCCAUGUAUAUUACCGUACCAUCUCGCCUACGUUCUCUUUACGUCUGGUACAACUGGUACCCCUAAAGCGGUACAAGUAGAGCACUCUCAGCUCAGUCUGUACCUACAAAAAGCCAAAAAAGACUUUAACCUCAACGAAAAUACAGUAAUCGGGUCUACAGUAUCUUUCACAUUUGAUGUCAGUAUGUUCAAUCUAUUUGGUACUCUUUGCUUUGGUGGUACUUUGGUACAGAAGACUACUAUAACUGAGUUUGUAGAUACCACAGAUCGCUUCAGUCAUCUGUUUAUGACGUCAGCCAUGUUCAACUCUCUAAGCGAUACCAAGAUACGAAGUAUACCAACCGACUGGUUGAUAGUGGGAGGAGAAACACCAUUGACGAGAAAGAUCACGGUAUUCAGAGAGAGUGGCAGACGCAUCUCACAGAUUUAUGGACCUACAGAAGCUACAGUAUGGACGGUAGUGAAUCACUACGAGGAUACUGUAGAAGAUGGGCGUAUUAUAGGUGAGUAAGACAUAAUAUACUAAUAUAACAUAGUAAAGAAUAUACGAUAGGUAAAUACACUAUAUAACUUCAUAAAUUAAAUAUACUUAUAGGUACAUCAACAACACCAUUCGUCGUCGCCACUCCUUUCUCAUCGUCACCAAGGAUUCUGAAUCUUGGAUCGAUAGGAGAAUUGUGGAUUUUGGGAGGUCAAGUAGCUCGAGGCUACACGGAUUCAACUCCAGAAUUCCAAGAAGAUGUCUUUGGCACGAAGUGUCGAGGAUUCAGGAGCGGCGACAUCGUGUAUCAGAUGCCAGACCGGCGUCUGAUGUACCUGGGAAGGACUGACACCGUGAAGAAGAUCAGAGGAAUCAGAAUCGACCUUCUGGAGAUCAGAAACACUGUAGCCAAGGUAUUCGAGCACAACUUCUGGUUAGACGUAGUAGAUGAUGUUGUUGUACUUGUCACGGAGAAGGGCGACGACUGGUCGAACUAUCGGCAAAAACUUUCUUUACACUUGGCCGAACAUCAGAUUCCGACAAAAGCGGUUACAGUAGACAAGAUACCGUUGAACAAUAAUGGUAAAGUGGACGCCCAUCGUGUUAGAGACAAGAUUCGAAACGAUGUAACUACAGUAACCUCUAACAAUUUGACAUCUGGAGUUAAGAGCCGGCUGUCACUAAUUUGGCAAAGACUCCUCAACUACAAUAACUACAUUGAUGCCAAUGACAACUUCUUUGCUCUAGGCGGUCAUUCCUUGUCGCUGAUACGACUACAAUCACAUAUACAAGACGAGUUCAAUGUCAACAUACCACUAUCUUCCCUAUCACAACAUGCCAUCUUUAGGAGAAUGGUAGAAAUAAUCGACCGAAAAACUAAAAACAUAAUUACAGUAAUCCGAGAAGCUGAUAAUGCCACAAAAGCAGUAUACUGUAUUCAUGCUAUUGGGGGUACUGUAUUUCCGUAUUACUCCAUGGUAAAUUGGUGGCCAAAGGAAUGUAAUAUCUAUGCGAUUGGGUACGAUGAGAACGACGAGGGCACGUUGACAGAGCUAGCUGGGUAUUACCACACUCAGGUGAGAACAUACGAAGAAUAAUAUUAAUCUGAAUACCAUGUUAUUCAAGAGUAAUAUACGUGUUUUAAAACAUUAUACUAUUUAAAACACUUCUCAAUUUCAAAUAUUUAGAUUUCGCGGCAUGCUACAAUAACCGGGUUACCGUAUGUCUUAUUUGGACAUUCUCUUGGUGGAAUCUUGGCCUACGAAGCUAAUAUCUUGCAUUACAAUGAACACAGGUCAGCCCUCAAUGUCAUACUGGUCGACUCGUGGGUGUUGGAGAACGACAAACUCAACGAAACAGCUAUACGAUCGUAUCUUCAGGUAUCCUACUGUACUUUUGUGACAUUUUUGAUUAAAUGUAUAAGAUGUAGAUAAUUAUAUUAUUGUGUUGAACCCUAUAUUACCGUAAUUUAGGCUCAAUUUGAACCUUUCGACAACCGUGACACUUUACUAAGUAAAUCUAUGAAACUAUGCACGAUGCUAAAGCAACAUACAGUAACCAAAAGUCCCCAUCCUAUCAUGUUAUUCAAAGCCAGACAUCUCGGAAACAGCCAGGUCAACGCUGCUGUACGGUAAGUCAAAGUUACAGUACUAGCCAUUGACAACAAAAGAUACCUAAAGUUACGCUACAAAACUCUUAGUUACUAUGCUUUGCACAAGAAAAAUGUACUAUUAUCUAGAGUAUACUGUAACGUUAUAUACUAUAGUCAUAUCUAAGGUGUACUGUAACUUUAGGCGCGACUUAACCCAAGAUAUGCUACGAUCAGUUAUUGACAAUGGGUGGGGUUACUAUUGUGAUGAUGUUACAGUAAUCCCCACGAAUGGAGACCACGACUCUAUCCUACAGUAUUUGAGCGAGCAAAAUACAGUAAUCCAAGAGAUACUCGACCAUAUUUAA